Molecule: messenger RNA, 753 nt
Organism: Topomyia yanbarensis
Lineage: Eukaryota; Metazoa; Arthropoda; Insecta; Diptera; Culicidae
Product: calaxin-like
Exons: 1
Coding region: 74-730 (218 amino acids)
Molecular function (GO): calcium ion binding
Source: RefSeq, a predicted model, not a curated record
ACAAAGCAACCAUUGCUUCGGAUUCAACACACUAUUUUGGCAAGAAUUUUCUAAUUUUGCAUCGCAUUUCAAAAUGUCACUCGAUUCAACGCUAGACCCUAGAGAGGAAGUUCGUUUUCUGAGCAAGGUUAACCGUCUGGUACGGCGCCUGGUGAAGAGGACCCACUUUACGACCCGAGAACUGGAAGCGUGUCUGCUGAUCUACUACAAGCUGGUGCGUGACGAUGAAACCAACCAGGGACUGAUCGUGGGGAGACACCAGCUGGACAUGGUGUUCGACAUGGCCUUUGGAAUCUCCGACGGUGUCACGGUAGCACGAAUCUAUAACGCACUGGAUAAGGGUGUUACGUCGCAUGUCACAAUGGAGCAGUGGGUGUUAAUGUUAUCGCUAUUUCUGAGGGGAACCAUCGACGAGAAGAUCGAUCAUUGCUUCAAAGUUUACGAUAUUGGUGGUGAAGGUGUCAUUCGGAGGGAACACAUGCUGGUUCUACUGAAGGGUUCAUUUGUCAAAGAGCACGAGGAGGACGCGGAUGAAGAGAACAAGGAUCUAGCGGAGAUAAUUCUGCGCAAAUUGGACAUGGAUAGGGAUGGUGCUAUUUCGCGGAAUGACUUUCGAGAAGCGGUGCGCAAAGAACCGGAAUUUAUGGAGUGUUUCGGUCAAGCACUGCCGGAUCGUGCUCAUGUGUACGCCUUCUCUCGGACAUUCCUGGAAAAGGUGCCAAAAUUUUAAAGCAUUUAAGAUAAAAAUUUUAA